AUGCCUAUGCAAUACGUACCCCUCGGGAAGUCCGGCCUGAAGGUCUCUAAGCUUAUACUCGGGAUGUCUAUGUUCGGCGACCCGCGCUUCAUGCCCUUUGUCCUCGGCGAGAAGGAGGGCUAUCAGCUCGUUCAGGCCGCAUACGAGCACGGAAUCCAGACGUUCGACACAGCCGAUGCAUACUCCUCCGGCCUCUCCGAGCGGAUUCUUGGUAACGCGAUCAAGAAACUGAACCUUCCGCGCGGCGAACUCGUGCUCAUGACAAAGCUAGGACUCCCUAUGUUCCCUCUCGAAGAUCCCGACGCCCAGAAGAAGCGCAAUACACCCGAGAAAUUCGGAAUCAUAAACCAGCAUGGCACCAGCCGCAAACAUAUUUUCGACGCCGUCAAAGGGUCCCUGGAGUGGCUACAGGUCGAUUACAUUGACGUCCUUCACUGCCACCGGUUCGAUGCAAACACUCCGAUCGAAGAGACGAUGCAUGCCUUGCAUGACGUCGUUAAGGCGGGCUGGGUGCGCUACCUCGCCAUGAGCUCCUGUUGGGCGUACCAGUUCCACGCCAUGCAAAAUUACGCCCUAGCGAACGGUCUGACGCCGUUCAUCUCCAUGCAGAACCACUACAACCUCCUUUACCGCGAGGAGGAGCGCGAGAUGCUCCCGACGCUCAGGCUGUUCGGCGCGGGCUCGACACCCUGGUCGCCGCUCGCGAAGGGUCUCCUCGCAAGGCCGUUUGACGCGGAAGCGGGGUCUCUCCGCUCACAGACGGACCCCGGCCUGCUUAUGUAUAAGAGCGACGCGACUCCCGUAAUCGUCAGCCGCCUAGAGGAGAUAGCGAAGCGCAGAGGAGCUAGCAUGGCUCAGGUUUCUCUGGCAUGGUUGAUGUCAAGGGAAGGGGUUACCGCACCGAUCAUCGGGCCCAACAGUGUUGCGAAGCUGGAGGACCUCCUCGGGAGCUUGGAUGUGAUUCUCACGGAGGAAGAAGUAAGGUACCUGGAGGAGCCGUACGCCCCUAUGGGCAUCGCUGGACACAUCUAG
This is a messenger RNA of Trametes versicolor FP-101664 SS1, 1032 nucleotides long. Its product is annotated as Aldo/keto reductase. The record is from RefSeq and is a predicted model, not a curated record. Lineage: Eukaryota; Fungi; Basidiomycota; Agaricomycetes; Polyporales; Polyporaceae. The transcript has 14 exons. The coding region runs from base 1 to 1032 and encodes 343 amino acids.